This is a messenger RNA of Centropristis striata (black sea bass), 5300 nucleotides long. RefSeq lists its product as uncharacterized. The transcript has 10 exons. Gene Ontology annotation, molecular function: transmembrane transporter binding. Gene Ontology annotation, biological process: negative regulation of calcium ion-dependent exocytosis; negative regulation of voltage-gated calcium channel activity. The coding region runs from base 37 to 3261 and encodes 1074 amino acids. The record is from RefSeq and is a predicted model, not a curated record. Gene Ontology annotation, cellular component: plasma membrane; secretory granule. Lineage: Eukaryota; Metazoa; Chordata; Actinopteri; Perciformes; Serranidae.
GUGUUGUCCGCGCACAUGAGGGCUCCCGUGUGACUGAUGGUGAUUUAUUCCCCGCAGGCUGGGAGCACACGACGCAGAGAUGUGGGACAGCCCCGAUCGGCGGGUUUUCGGAGGAGAGAGCAAGAUGCUGCUGCUGCUGAUGCUGAGGCUGCUGCUGCUGAGCGCCGCCGGCUGCCGCGGGUCGCUGUAGUCUGCACAGAGCGGAGGGAAGCUGCUCCAACACCGCCUGUAUACACCGGUUCACACACGCUGACCUGGACCAUGAGCAAUGAUUUGCCUGUUCUAACAAGUCUGACUGACAACUCCACUGAUGUGCCGGUGUCGGCGGGCCAGGUGGAGAACUAUGUGCUGCUGUUGGUGCUGCUGAGUGUGUUUGCUGGGGGGACCCUGGUCCUGCUCUCCCUGCUGCUCCUCUUCUGUCACCGCUGCUGCAUGGGUGGACGGAGAUACUCCAGAGCGAGUGAUGACCCUGAGAAGACAAACACCACCUAUGCUGAGGAUUCUCAGCCCACCCAAGAGAUCACCAUUCAUCUGGAUGAAUCAGACGCUCUCUCAGCUGCGAGCUGUCACGAUGGAGAGUCAGAACGAUUUGUAUCCACUGGGGCUACUGGCCGCAGAGUCUCCUUUAAUGAAUCUGCACUUUAUGAACAGGAGAAGACGACUCAGGACAAAGGACGCAGAUACACUCUGACUGAGGGAGACUUCCACCACCUGAAGAAGGCCCGGCUGACCCACCUUCACCUGCCUCCGGCCCCAUGCGACCUGAAGAUCCUCACCAUCAUGGAGUGUGACUCAACAGAAAGCAGCACCGUCAACAUCAAUGAGACCGCAGCUCCCAAACUGCCUCUCACCAUCUACCAGCCCGCUGAGAGAAGAGUCUCCGACUGGGUGGGACAGAGCCUCAGCGGAGGCCUGCCUGGAGACCCGCACCACUCCACCAUCCUGGACCAGGGCCCCAGACAGGUGUCAUCAGCCAUGAAAGCACAGCACACACGGUCCCAGACAAUGGAGACUAUCGGGGACAGGGGAGAGGCUGAGAGUGAAAGGGGGAUUAGAGGAGAGUUGACUCUAGCUCCGGGCCAGACUUCAGUUCUACAGUUCUUCUCUAAACUGCGGCGCCAUGCCAGUCUGGAGGGGGCAGGGCCUUACUUCAGGAGGUGGAAGUUUGAUAGCAGUCAUCGGGCUGCCAGUCUGGAUGCCAAAGGAUCCCCCAAAAGAAGGCCCUUUCAGAGGCAGAGAGCAGCAAGUGAAACCACUGAUCACACCGAAGACGACUCUUCGUCUCUCCGAGAUGAGCUCAUCGACUCUUUCCCACAGUCCCCCAUCCAGACCAGUGGCCUCCAGUCCCUGUCUGCAGAGUCUCUGUCUCACCCCAACAUGGCACCCACGUCCUCAGUCUUCCUCAGCAGGUUAAAGCUAGAGUCCAUGGUAGAGGCAGGUGGUAGCAGUGGCACCAGAAGAGAAGAUCUCUGUACGCCACCAAAUGAUUAUCACACCCAGAGGCAAGGGGAGGCCACAGCCAAUGGGACAGGAGAAGAAAAAGAAACAAAGUUUGGUGCAGUUAUAAGAACAGAAGCAGCGGGAGAUGAGCUAGAAUCGAUAGAAGAUGACGACUUGUUUGUGGAACAACAAAAAGCUGGUGUACAGGAGAGUUUUGAAGACAUGUUAAGGACAACUAAGGACACAAAAGACACAUCAGAUGAGAGGAAAAACAGUGAGUCGGAGGCAGAUGACGGAGACGAGGUGGUGUUGGGAGCUGAGGCCAGACGAAGGACUGACUCAGGCUCUUCCUUUUCCUUCAUGGUUCGCCAAGAGAGCUCGGAGGCUCCUCCCUCCCUGUACAGAGACAUAUGGAGCUUGCGAGCCUCUCUGGAGCAAUACGCCUCCUCAGACCAGAGCAGCACAGAUCGGGAGUCAAUCCGCAGUGAUGCUGACAGCGUCUCAUCCCUCGGCGGUGCAGGAGCUCGUUCUGGACUGGACAGCUGCCUGUCUCAAGACCUGGACGAUGAGGUUGAUGGAGAAGGGGAGGGAGAGAUGUUGGAGGGAGGGAUCAGAGGGGCAUCAGGUGGGGGCAGUGAGGUGGGAAGUGGAACUGGGGGAGAGGGUGAGGCAGGGAACCGUAAGCUCCUUCAGAUGGACAGUGGCUACGCCUCCAUUGAAGCACCAUCUAGGGCCCCGGAGGAAAUGCGGCUUUUUGGGACUCCUGGAGCUCCUAGAGGGAAGACGGCGUCUGAGAGGAGGUUAUUCUUCACCAGCUCUGGGAGAAAAGGUUCAGUGUGCGAGAGCAUCGAGGCCCGGCUCUUUCAGGAGGAGCUGGAGGAAGAGAUGGCCGACAGCACAGAGACCGAGGAGAAACUAAAGGAGAAAUCCCAAACUGGCAGCAAGUCCCUUACCCUUCAAGAACCAUAUCAACUCCUGAAAUCCCUUCAUCCCCAGAAACCACCAGAAUCACAAUCCCAGCUCAAGGCUCCGCUGAUGAAGCCGAUCCCACAGCCCUCGAGUCCUCACAAACCUCGUCUCCGCCGGCGCGACUACAGCAUCGACGAGAAGACAGAUGCUCUUUUCAACGAGUUCCUCCGCCACGAUCCGAGGUUCGAUCAGCAGGACUCUCCGCUGCGUUCCAGGCACCGGUCUAGAGUUCACCUGCGGAAACAAUGGCAGAGACACAAGCAAUACAGCGACCCAGGGUCAGGCGCAGGGGGGAGGUACUCCCCAUCUUUGGAGAGGCAGAGAUUCACGCCGCUGCGGAGAGGUGAUAGCGCCGGUUACCCUCUGGACACCAGGUAUCACAGCACACUCUCACGCAUUGCGAGCGCUGCCGAUGAAGAAGCCAGCGAGGUUGCGGCUUGUGAAGAAGCAGCCAAAGAGAGCACAGAGAGCAAAAAUCCGUCGAGUGAAGGAGCAGCGGGGGAUGCCACAGAAAGUACAGCAACCUCUGAGGCAACGAAGAGUUCUGCAGAGUCGACCGGUGAGGGCGAUGGCUGCCAGGCCGCAACAGAAAAAGACACAGAAAGCACAACUAGCCAGUCUUUGACCUCUGUGACGACACGGGCGAGUCACAUGGAUCCGAGAGUCGACAACAGGAACAACAACAGCAGUCAAGCUAUUCUGUCAGAGAGCAGCCUGACGGACAAGCUGGUCGUGUCGGUGGAAGAGAGGCUCUACGGCGGCCUGCGGAGCGCAGAGAAGCUCAGCCAGGGAGGAACGGAGCGUGUGCUUAGUGUGUCACACACAGCCUCACCUGGCUUCAGUCCCAUUUAACCGCUUAACAAUCCCAUCAUCUUCAUCAAAAUUAUUUCAUUAUCUGUAGACGACAGACUUGAACAGAACGGUCUAUAGCACUUCAUCGUGUGUUAGAUACUCGGUCCAUCUCAGUGGCCCAUAUAUUUGGACAGGUCAUCAAUAUAAACAUAAAUGAUGCAUCAAAACACAGAUAUAUCCUAAAGGACAGAAGUCCUUUCUCUCUCGAUGGCCAGUCUCUUCCAGCAUUUCCAUUCAGACCUUAAUUUCCACUGUGACACGUGAUGCCCCAUUUUAUUGGUAACCAUUCUUAAAAUCAAAUGCAUUCAUUACAUAGCUUUGAAAAUAUAGACCCAUCUUUAGAAAAAUUAAAUAUUUUCAGACUUAACUGUGAAUUUUCAGCAUGCUACUGUAUGUCCAAACAAUGUGUAUUUGAAUACUGUACAGUUUUAACUUUAAAAACAAAAAGCACUUUGAUGGGAAGAAAGAUAAUGGAGUUUCUGUCGCCCAUUUCUCUCAUUUUAAAACCAUAUCCUCCUUAAGUGUCCUUCUUGUCUCGAUCACCAUGAGGGUAAAUGUCUCCAUGAGAGCUUGUGGGAAGAACACUGACCAUAUAUAUAUAUAUGUAUAUUAAAAAAAGAAAAGCCAAACAUAAUUCUUCAGAGCUCGCAGCCCUCUCGCAUUAACACCAUAUCAGCAGAUCUGAAGAAUACACACAUUAUAUCGUUCAGUAAAAAAAACAGAUGGGAUACCCAGACUAUACAGCCAACACAGCGGUCGAAAUCAGAUAAUUUUUUAUACUCAUAUUUCAUCUAUUUUUAUAGGAUUUUUGUUAGUCAUAUGUCCCCAUUAUUCAUCAGAAUAAAGGAGGCGGUUUCCAGGAGCUUCUGUGGGCCCUAGUGAAGUGUUGUAUCACUGCUGGGACUCUGCUGAGGGGGAGACUGACAGACGAUACUUAAAGUGACUGACACAGGAGCCUCUCAGGCUCUCAGACAGAUGGUCCACUGACAGAGAGUUGAGGCUGUGAAAAUGGAGGUUGAAACUAAAUAUCAACAGCAUGGGAUAUACUCACAACAUAAUACUGAAUAAAAAAUAAUUCUGGUGAUAUUCUAUAUUUUUUGUUGUCAACAAAUGCCAUGAAAAGACAAAAAAAAAAGGUUUGUCAAGAAGUGCCUGUAGUUGAACUUGAUCUAACUUAUUUCUCCCAAUUGUUUGUAAAAAAUAUAUCGCCAUGUAGCUGGAGUUGUUGACUUUCCUUCAUGGCUACAAAGUAGGCUUGUAAAAUUGUUUAAAUUUGAUUUAAUUUGACCAAAAUAACAUUGUGUGUUCAUCCACAGCUGAAAAUAGUGCCCCCCAAAACACUAUUAACCUGUAAUUUAGUAAUGUUUGCUCAAAACCACAGUGAUUAGCUGUCAGGAAAUUAUUUAGCAUUUAAAAAAACAAAUGUACAUUUAUCAUGUAAGAGUUGUCUUCAGCAGGAAAAACAAUGGGUGUAGGGCUGAGAACCACAAACAAGCUGGGCAAGUGGUAAAGUAUUUACAGAAAAACUAACACCUCAUCGGUUUUGUUUAUUUGUUGACAUUAAGAAGAAUAUAGAAUAUUGUCUGCUUUCUGCAGAUGUCCAUCUUUACAUGUUAAAAUCACAGGCUGAACAGCUUUCUUUCCACUUUCUCUCCCUCUCUGCCAGUAUGGAUGUAUAUUUUUAUUAUUCGUUCUGCAUUCAUGUUGAAUUGUAUCUCUCCUACGCGAGAACAUUGCUGCAUGUUAUAAUGUGUGAUGUCACCUGGGUAACUGCGAUGGUCGGUACAGCUUGUACCUUUCUCCUCUCACACAGACUUGGGUUUGAGCUACAGUACAUUUAUGUGUGUAUGUUAUGAAACUCAUGUCUUUGUCCUCAUUUAUGGUGAACCAUCUGUUUUAUUGUAAAAAUGAGUAGUGCAGAAAAUUCAAAUGUCUCGCAGCCUUGACAAAGGCUAGACCUUGUGGGACCAACUGAGGCACAUAUUCAUUUUGGACUGAACAUUUUUUUCUGAAUAAAAAAACCAAAACAGUGAAGAAAA